Molecule: messenger RNA, 1056 nt
Organism: Chelonia mydas (Green sea turtle)
Lineage: Eukaryota; Metazoa; Chordata; Testudines; Cheloniidae
Product: very-long-chain 3-oxoacyl-CoA reductase
Exons: 11
Coding region: 78-1037 (319 amino acids)
Cellular component (GO): endoplasmic reticulum
Molecular function (GO): oxidoreductase activity
Source: RefSeq, a predicted model, not a curated record
UGAGCCAAUGGCCCGGGAGCCGAGGCGGCUGGGCGGGGAGCCCGGGGCGCGCUCGCUGCAGUAGCAGCCGCGGGACGAUGGACGGCGGCGCCGCCGCGGGGCUGCCGGUGCUGGGCGCCCUGGUCGCGCUCGGGCUGCUGCUGCGGGCGGCCUGGGCGCUGGGCCACGCGGUGUGGACCCACCUGCUGGCGGAGCGCGGGAGGGGCGCGGAGCUCGCCAGCUUCGGAGCCUGGGCGGUGGUGACUGGAGCUACAUCUGGGAUUGGAAGAGCCUAUGCCCAUGAGCUCGCCAAGAGAGGCCUCAAUGUGGUGCUGAUCAGCCGCUCUCUGCAGAAACUGAAGCAGGUGGCAGCUGAGAUAGAAGAGCAGCAUGGCCAAAGCACCAGAGUUAUUGAAGCUGAUUUCACCCAGGGGUCAGAGAUCUAUGACUCAAUCCAAACCGCCCUGCAGGGCCUGGAGAUUGGCAUUCUAGUGAACAACGUUGGCAUGACCUUUUCAACAGAGCCAAUGAAUUUCCUGGAUAUCCCCAACAUUGAUAAGACUCUGUCAGAUAUUGUGAAUUGCAACAUGCUCUCAGUGGCAAAGAUGACCAGGAUUGUCCUGCCCCAGAUGCUCAGCAGGAAGAAGGGGGUCAUCAUUAACUUGUCCUCUGAAGUGGGUCGUCAACCCCAUCCAGUGGCCACGGUGUACAGUGCUACGAAGAGAUUUGUAGAUUUCUUCUCGAGAGGCUUGGAGGCCGAGUACCACUCCCAGGGCAUCCUAGUGCAGAGUGUCCUGCCUCUCUUUGUUUCCACAAACAUGACCAACAACAUCAUACCCAACCACUAUAUAAAGACAGCAGAAGACUUCGCUCGUGAGGCCUUGAACACUGUGGGCAUCAGUAGCAGGACAUCUGGCUGUCUUUCCCACUCCAUGCAGAGCUUCAUUUAUGAGCUGCUGUGUCCUGAGUGGUUUCGUCUCUCCUCCCUUGGGCUUCAAUGCACUCUGGCCUUGUGGAGGAAGUUGAAGACCCGGAUGCCCUCACUGAAACAAGAGUAGGCAAGAACUCACAGGCCCA